Messenger RNA from Electrophorus electricus (electric eel), 1859 nucleotides. RefSeq names its product kelch repeat and BTB domain containing 13a (gene kbtbd13a). Lineage: Eukaryota; Metazoa; Chordata; Actinopteri; Gymnotiformes; Gymnotidae. The record is from RefSeq and is a predicted model, not a curated record. Gene Ontology annotation, molecular function: protein binding.
UCUGGUGCUGCUGCCGAGCAACCCAGCUCACCAAAGAUUUCGUGUUUUGUUUUGCAGAUUCAUUUCGUGCCCUCCAAAGUUUAGAUGAAAGUCACCGAUAGCAGCUUGAUGGAGCCCAGCAGCUGUGCCGGCUCAGGCAGUGAGGCUAUGAAGCUGGUCGAUCAGGCUCGUGCCUCUGCAAAUACUGUAUUAAGAGUACUGCUGGAUGGGAGCAUUUUCGAAGUGGACAAAGCGCUCCUGGAAGACAACUGUGAAUACUUCCAGGCACUUUUCCAAUCAGGAAUGAGGGAAUGCCAGCAGGAGGAGAUCUGCCUGCAGGUUGUGAGUGCUCAUGGCUUUCUGGUGGCACUUCGGGUGAUCCACGGCGAAAGACCCAUCCUCAACGACGACGAAAUUGUCAAAGCUGUGGAAUGUGCCGCCUUCCUUCAGGUGAAGCCUCUCAUCAAACAUCUCAUAAACAUCAUCAAUUCUGAUAACUGCUUCCUCAUGUACCACUCAGCUGCCACUUACGGCUUAUGGCAACUUUUUAAAAGCACCGCUUUGUUCAUUCGUGACAUGCACCAAGACCUAAAAGAGGACAUGAGGUGCUUGCCAGAGGAGCUGAUUAAUUAUGUUGAGUCUCUAAUUCCUAGUACAUAUGUUAUUGUUGGCACCCACUCUCCUACCAUUGAGCUGCUUCAGGACUUCAUGAGGACGGUAUGUUAUCUUGACGAGGAUGAAAAAGAUUGGAAAGUCCUUACUCACUUACCACUCACUGCUAGUACAACCAUGGCUGGGGUUACAGUCCUAAAUAAUAAGAUCUAUAUUGUUGGUGGAGUGUACGACAUUAACAAUAAAAUUGUAGACUCUGGUUACUGCUACGAUGCGACCUCUGAUACCUGGAGCACAUUUUCCAACCCACAACAGCCUCGUUAUAACUGUACACUGGUGGGACAUGAAGGUUCCCUCUAUGCACUUGGUGGAGAGUAUGAAAGAAUUACUAUGUCAUCUGUAGAAAAGUACAAUGUCUCCACAGAUACAUGGAGUUUUGCUGCCAAUCUCCCAAGACCUGCUUCUGCAGUAGCAUGCACCAAGUGCAUGGAUAGGAUCUUCAUCUGCCUCUGGAAACCUAAAGAUGCUACAGAGAUCUAUGAAUACCUACCAGAGAGUGAUGAGUGGAUUCAUGUCACUACACUCAUAAGGCAUCAAAGUUAUGGACAUUGUAUGGUGGCUCACAGGGACAAGUUGUAUGUGAUGAGGAAUGGCCCAAGUGAUGACUUUUUGAGAUGCAUGAUGGACUGUUAUAAUCUGACCACAGGCCAGUGGACAGCCAUGCAGGGCCAGUAUGAGAACAGCAAAGGAGCUUUGUUCACGGCAGUGGUGAGAGGUGAUUCCGUGUUCACUGUGAACCGCAGAGCGACAGUUGAGUAUUCCAUUGAGGACAACAAAUGGAAGACAAAAAAAGAGAUGACAGGAUUUCCGAGAAUUGGCUCCAAGUGGGCUUUCCUCCUGAGAUUGCCCAAGAAAAGCAAAGAACCUCUGGGAAAGCCAGAUUUGACUAAAGGCCAAAAUUCUGAAGUGCCCUCUGACCUUCCUACAAGUUCUUCUGUAUGCUAUUAAUGCUAUUAUUGGCUAUAGCAUAGCCGUUUGAUCAUCGUUGCCUAUUUGUGGCAAUAAAACACUUCUUCCCUUUUCCUACUCUCUUUAUAUAAAAUGUCUAAAACUGAAUUAGAAUUGUCAAAAAGGAAAAAAACACACAUUUUUCCCAUCUACUGUCAACUUUCCCAUGUGUAUUGUACUGUGACUUUUGCAGCACACAUCAUCUGUAUUUAAAUUGAAUUUGUUGUUAUUUUAUCAUCCCAAUAAAAAGGUAAAAUUAA